AUGAGUCUUCUAGCAUACCUAUCAAGAAUAAAAAGGCACUUUCUAUCCCAGAAGCUUCCCGGGACAUAUAGAUCAGAGUCUAACAGAAGUUUUUUGACCACGCUUUUUGUCAUAGGUCUCCUAAACCUUGUCCUUGGCAUAAUAGCAACAUUCGUGUAUAGCAGCCUGAUGGAAGUAACUAUUCCAUAUACAGACAGCAUGAGCACAGAUAUCUAUCUUCCUAGGGGCAGAAUCUAUCUUUUUCUGGAAAUGAGAGAGUUCUAUCAGACUAACCUGAGGUAUAGCAAGAGCAUUAGCUAUGAUCAACUUAAGGGAGAAAGGCCAAAGAGCCUUAGUUCAGCCAGUCCAUUAUCUUACAAGGACGGAAAGAUUAUAUAUCCAGCGGGGCUUCUUCCAAAUAGCUUUCCUCAUGAUACAUAUAGGAUUGAUGGAAUCGAUAUUGAGACCGAAGGAAUUUCGUGGGAAUCAGAAAGAAGCUCAGUGAAGCCAUCAUCUUAUACAAGAGAUGAAGUUGUUCCUCCUCCACUGUGGCCAGUUUACAGUGACGUCCCUGAUCUGAGCACAGACGAGAGAUUCAUAAACUGGAUUUACAUAGCACCCUUUCCCAGCUUCAGAAAGCUUUGGGGCGUGGCCGAUGUGGGGACAGAAGGGAUGUAUACACUUAACAUUACUUCCAUGUUUCCAUACGGGAAGAAAUAUGUAUCACUUGCACAGUUGUCAGUAAUAGGUCCGAAAAAUUACUUUCUAUCUAUCGGGUUGAUGUUUGUUGGGCUAAUUAUGAUCUUAUUUUCUCUCCAUAGCCACUGCUUAUAA
Molecule: messenger RNA, 813 nt
Organism: Encephalitozoon hellem ATCC 50504
Lineage: Eukaryota; Fungi; Microsporidia; Unikaryonidae
Product: Cdc50-like protein
Exons: 1
Coding region: 1-813 (270 amino acids)
Cellular component (GO): Golgi apparatus; plasma membrane; endoplasmic reticulum
Source: RefSeq, a predicted model, not a curated record